This is a messenger RNA of Aphanomyces invadans, 740 nucleotides long. RefSeq lists its product as hypothetical. Gene Ontology annotation, cellular component: membrane. The transcript has a single exon. The coding region runs from base 59 to 715 and encodes 218 amino acids. The record is from RefSeq and is a predicted model, not a curated record. NCBI's taxonomy places the organism in Eukaryota, Oomycota, Saprolegniomycetes, Saprolegniales, Verrucalvaceae.
CCCGUCUUCGCUUCAUUGCCGAUGAGCUCUCUCACUUGCGCAUUCCGUGUUUGGUUCCAUGUGGCCGUCCAUCUCGGCCGUGCAGCUGUGCCUGACGGGGCUCGCCGACCUCUCAAUGGUGCCAGCGAUCGCCGUGAUCCAGCAAAACCGCCGGCACUUUGAGCUGUUUGUGGCGUCCAUGCACAUCGUGGUGUCGCUCGCGCACAACAUCAGCCAGUCCUUCGACGUCCCGCUCUUCCUGUCCGUCGACGACUGGCACAACAUGUCGGACGUGCUAUGGAUUGCGUACUUCCUUCUCCUCUGCAUCCAUGUACUUGGACUCAAAGACAUCCAACACACCAUGAUCUUGCGCUACGUCGCGUUCUCGUGUGCGUGGAUGGCCAAAACCAAGGACACGUGGACCUCAAACAAGUACUCGGCGGUGCUUGUGGGAGUUGCCAUCGCGCUUGUCAUCCUUGUGCGCCUCCUAUUUCGCGCGGCACUUUUGCCCAUUAACUUGAAACUCGCAGGGUACGCAGCCGGUGCGGGUGCCGUCUCAAUGGCUCUGUUUGCUUCCCCACGAGUUGUCCACAUUGGCGAAGUUCCGUUCUUUACCGUCGUCGUACCUACCUUCCACCUGGCCUUGGGCGCCAUGUUCUACUUUGGGUGGAAGUGCGUUGCCGCAGUUGCCCCCGCCAAGAUCUGGGACGACAGCUUGACUGUCCACUUCAUAUGAGUAAUUCAAAAACCUUUCGACUCCA